Dothidotthia symphoricarpi CBS 119687 is the source of this 1224-nucleotide messenger RNA. RefSeq lists its product as uncharacterized. The coding region runs from base 1 to 1224 and encodes 407 amino acids. The record is from RefSeq and is a predicted model, not a curated record. The transcript has 2 exons. NCBI's taxonomy places the organism in Eukaryota, Fungi, Ascomycota, Dothideomycetes, Pleosporales, Dothidotthiaceae.
AUGGCGCGCGCAAAGGCGGUUGAGAAGCCCACCAACCGUACUGAACUUGUACUAGAGGCCUGGUCCAUGGGUUAUCUUGUUGGGUCGCUUGUUAUCAUGGCUUUCAUCACGUUGGCGAACAUGCGACGAGGCGUUCUUCUACACAAGUUGAUCUUACUCGAACUCAUCCUCGGUAUCUGGCAAGGGUUUUGGGUCUUCUUCGAUAGUCCGAUCUUCACCUGGUGGUUGUCUGUCGCAGCGAUAGCACUCAACAUCUCGUGGUCGCUACACAACGUCAUUGCCUGGAUGAAGAUUAGGCCCUUUCUCUCCAAAAGAGUCAGUUACAUCUUCAUCGGCACUGUUAUCCUGGCACAGCCAUAUUGGAUUUUGGAGAUUUACGCAAACUUCGCCUACUUCCACGGCGUCAACACCAUCUUUCUGAAGACACGGCCAUGGGAAGCAUUGUGUCGCGAUCCCUGGUGGGUUCUCACGACUGUCUAUCUGUUCUGGAUCAUCAAGACCCAGUAUGAGAUGACGCUGAAGGAAAUCGUUCGAAUUUCGCCGCGCUUCACAAUCAUGCUCGUCGCCAUGGGUUUGAGCAUUGUCUUCGUUAUUCUGGACAUACUCUCUGUAACAGGCGCGUUGAAUCUCCCUGGUCCAACUGGCAUAAACCCGUUCUGGAAGUUGGCCUUCGUCUUCAAAUGUCUGACGGACUCUGUGGUACUGGACGACUUCAAGAUGGCCCUUGACCGAUUAAGGGCAUUUAAGAUCAGCCGAUUGGGUAGCUUCUCUGGUGACAUGAGCGAUAGUCGUAACCGCAAUAACGGCGAUUUGGUAGCGACAUGGGAAGAGGUGGAGCGAGAAUCCCAUACCCGCACACUUCACCAGGUUAGAAGUCCGGAUGGAGACUAUAUCCACUCAAGCAACUAUCCCUUCAAGCCGAAGCGAUCACGAAACGUUCACAAAGACUCCGGUGUUUCGCCAGACCAUGUCUCCUUCCACUCGUCGAGUGGCAGCAUUGCCCCCGAGGAUAUCGUUCCCAGCGCUCUUGUGGACCAACCUAUGCGAACCUUGGAAAGUGCACACUACGCGCAGUCGAAGAAUCAACACCAUUUCAUUGACAAUAUGGAUUCGCGAACGAACCGAAAUUCCCUAAAUAGAAUCGCAGAGAAUGAUUAUGCUGAGGCGUUAAGAGAGGUCAAUACUCGAAGAAGUGGUUCGUCUGGUCGUCCUGCCCCAGGCUGA